AUGGACCAAUCUUAUUCAGCCUCAAAAAAUCAACACCAACCGCAGGAUGUCGGCAAAGACAUCACCGAUUCUCUGAAACUACACCACCAACGUGAUGAGACCACCACUGGAGAAGCCAAAAGACGUAAACUCUCUUCUACAACUACUUUCCUCAGUGAAGAAGAGAAAAAGUCACGUCAUAUUGCCUCCGAAAAGAAGCGUAGAGAAACCAUCAGAUUGGCCUUCGAUAGAAUCGUUGAUCUAGUACCCAACUUAACUCCUUCUGAGAGUCGUACCGAAGUAGCAGUACUCACGAAAUCAGCAGCAUUUAUCGAUGAGCUAAGGUCAGAGAAUCAGCGACUUUUACAACUUUUACAAAACAGUAACGUCCCAGUUCCAGAGCAUUUACUAGAAGCCUACAACAACACCAGUGGAGCCACCAGUAGUGGAGCUCAAAAAACUAAGGAAGAACAUUCUAGUGAUGGAGGUGAAUGA
Saccharomycopsis crataegensis is the source of this 474-nucleotide messenger RNA. Its product is annotated as Ino4 protein. Gene Ontology annotation, biological process: regulation of transcription by RNA polymerase II. The record is from RefSeq and is a predicted model, not a curated record. The coding region runs from base 1 to 474 and encodes 157 amino acids. The transcript is spliced from 2 exons. Gene Ontology annotation, molecular function: protein dimerization activity; DNA-binding transcription factor activity, RNA polymerase II-specific; RNA polymerase II cis-regulatory region sequence-specific DNA binding. NCBI's taxonomy places the organism in Eukaryota, Fungi, Ascomycota, Saccharomycetes, Ascoideales, Saccharomycopsidaceae.